Molecule: messenger RNA, 375 nt
Organism: Eruca vesicaria subsp. sativa (arugula)
Lineage: Eukaryota; Viridiplantae; Streptophyta; Magnoliopsida; Brassicales; Brassicaceae
Source: the annotation of a GenBank genome assembly
AUGUGUUUUGGUUUUAAAGAAAGUUCGGGAUGCGCUCCAAACAUUUUAUCAUUCAAAAACCAACUUGCAGCUAAUCGUGUGAUCUCUGUCAGCUGCGAGUCCAACUUAAACGAAAAAAAAGGUCUCGUUAAUGUAAAAUUCAAUGAUGUAUACAGCUUUCCUGUUGUGGAAGCAUCAAGGAGAAUAGUAUGGAGAUGUAAAAUAACAGAUGCGAAGACUGGGAGUUUUUUCAUGUUAGACAGAGCAUAUAGAGGAGCCUACAACCCUCGAUGUGGUCAGACACGCGAAUAUAUUGUUGGUCUUACAGGCCUUUCCUUGUUGAGAAAUAAAGCACCUACCAAUAAAAUUGUUCCUUGGACGGUUGCUAAAGUUUAA